CGGCCUCCGCAUUCCAAACCCAUUCCGGCCUGCCAUGAGCCUCUGAGACGACCUCAAUUAGCACGGGCUCUGGUGUUCAUUCGACUGUCGACCCCAGGAUGUCGCUCCUCUCCGCGUGGAGAGGCUUCGGAUGCCGCUCGCUGCCUGCAGCAAGCUCAAGACCGCCUUGCAUCCGAGCACUUCACCAGCGGAGUGUAUCGAAGGCAUUAUCCAAGCUGCCAGCAAAUACGGCCUUCGGAAUAGGCUCCCGACCGCUGGGUGGUUUACUGCGACAGCAAGGUCUUUGGAGGCAAGGGAGGCACCUUAGUCUCGGUACGAAAAGUAGCCAACCCCGACCCUUCGAUGCGAAGUUCUUCUCCAGCAAUGCUGCAGCAAUACCCAAGCUCCCGGUGCUCUCUCGGCCACCGGUCGCAGGCUGGCUCAUAGCCUCUUCGGUUCUUGUUUUUACUGUCAUCGUUGUGGGCGGAGUCACCCGCCUCACUGAGUCUGGUCUAAGUAUCACGGAAUGGCGGCCCAUCACCGGUAUCCUACCCCCUCUCUCACAAGCGGAAUGGGACGCGGAAUUCACCAAGUACAAGGCAACUCCGGAGUUCAAGCUGCUGAACCACUCGAUCACACUUGACGAGUUCAAGGAUAUCUUUUACAUGGAAUGGGGACACCGUGUCCUAGGCCGUCUCAUCGGGAUCACCUUCGUCGGGCCCCUCGCGUACUUCAUCCUGAGCAACCGUCUGACCGCCACGCUCCCGAAGCAGCUCCUGGGCAUUUCCCUGCUGAUCGGCGCGCAGGGCGUACUCGGGUGGUACAUGGUCAAGUCCGGACUGGAAGAAUCGCUCAUGGACACCCCGGGCGCCGUCCCCCGCGUGUCGCAGUACCGGCUCGCGGCGCACCUCGGCACGGCGUUCGUCGUGUACGCGGGGAUGCUGGGCACGGGCAUGGCGGUGCUGUACGACUGGCGGUAUGGCAUGAGCGGCGCGUGGGCUGGCUUGAAGGGCGAGGCCGCGAACUGGAACAAUAUCCUGCAGAACCCAGCUGUAAAGCGGUUCGCGCGGUAUUCGAAGCUGCUCACGGGGCUCGUCUUCCUCACGGCACUCUCAGGUGCAUUUGUCGCGGGUCUGGACGCGGGUCUGCUGUACAACGAGUUCCCGCUCAUGGGUGGACGCAUCGCGCCUCCCGCAGACGAGCUCUUUUCAACAGCAUAUGCCAAGAGUCCCGACGGCUCAGACAUCUGGUGGCGCAACAUCUUCGAGAACCCCACGACCGUACAGUUCAACCAUCGAUGCCUGGCCAUCACGACUUACACUGCAACCGCGGCCCUGUACGCACUGAGCCGCAGCUCGGCGUACAAAGCGGUCCUUCCGCCCCUCGUCAAGCGCAUGAUGGUCUCCGCGUUCGCAAUGGCGAACGUACAGGUCCUGCUUGGCAUCAGCACUUUGCUCUACCUCGUCCCUGUCCCACUCGCGGCGGCACACCAAGCCGGAAGCGUGUUGCUUUUGACUACGAUGGUCCAGCUGUUGAUUUCGUUGAGGAGACCAGGCGCGGCGGCGCGGGCAUGGAGGCAGGCGUUGCUUGCGAAGGGUGCCAAGCCAACGAAGGCGCCAUAGAGUUCACUGUUCAGAGCAUACAGGGUAGAUCGUAGUAUUUAUUCGUCAGCUGAUCGUCGCAUCGUAGCGUACUCACCCCUGCUCAU
Messenger RNA from Rhodofomes roseus, 1687 nucleotides. RefSeq names its product cytochrome oxidase assembly. Bases 99 to 1601 code for a protein of 500 amino acids. Gene Ontology annotation, biological process: heme A biosynthetic process. The record is from RefSeq and is a predicted model, not a curated record. Gene Ontology annotation, cellular component: mitochondrial inner membrane. The transcript has 4 exons. Lineage: Eukaryota; Fungi; Basidiomycota; Agaricomycetes; Polyporales; Fomitopsidaceae. Gene Ontology annotation, molecular function: oxidoreductase activity, acting on NAD(P)H, heme protein as acceptor.